GACCCUAAAGAGGAGACAGUGGGCGCGUGUCGGGCGCUGACAGCGGCGCCCAUCGACCCGACGCCCGUCCAUCACGUGCUCAACGAUCUGGAAAUGAAUCGCAUGAAAGAGUUGGGCCACGCGUUUGUGGCGGCGAUGGGCGAAGAGGACCGGCUCAGCCCUAACCCGGAGGCCCACCACCAGCACACGGAUGCCGUCCAGAUGACAGACAACGCCGUCCGACGGCUCAUUCAGAUGAUCAAGAAGAUCAACGGCUACAAGAAUCUGUGCCAACACGACCAGAUAGCCCUGAUGAAGGCCGGUUGCACCGAGAUCAUUAUUUUACGAUCCGUACAGACGUAUAAUUUUGAACGCGAUUUUUGGUCGAUAGUGAAGGAUAGCAAGAAUCCCACUCUCAUCAAGUUGGACGCGCUCAAGCCGUCCCUCCGGCCCUGUAUUUUUGAGGCACACAAACGCUUUAUGGCACAGAUUGGCCACGAAUGGGACAAGAAUCUCGAUAUUCUCAAUCUGUUGUCGACAAUUGUGCUCUUCGACCCAAACCGACCCAAUAUUAUUCACAAAGAUAUGAUUGCGUAAGUGUUUUCAAAGUACAUACUAUUGUUUAGCGACAGUAUUAUUUGAGUACAUUUGUG
Molecule: messenger RNA, 632 nt
Organism: Medioppia subpectinata
Lineage: Eukaryota; Metazoa; Arthropoda; Arachnida; Sarcoptiformes; Oppiidae
Source: the annotation of a GenBank genome assembly